This is a messenger RNA of Monosiga brevicollis MX1, 3045 nucleotides long. RefSeq lists its product as uncharacterized. The record is from RefSeq and is a predicted model, not a curated record. The transcript has 4 exons. The coding region runs from base 1 to 3045 and encodes 1014 amino acids. Lineage: Eukaryota; Choanoflagellata; Craspedida; Salpingoecidae.
AUGGCCCCGCCGCUCGCAUAUCGACGACGUGGGGCAUUGCUCGCCAAUCGUUGCCAUCUUGCGUUUGUGAAUCUUCUUCUCGUUCUUAUUGCCUUGACCGGAACCAAUGUCGGUGCAACCCGAAAACAACUGGGCAGUGCCCCAACUUGGGCCGAGCUCGGCAGUGCCACCAACCCCGGGCAAACGGACGGGUCGGCUACAUCUCGGAACCGCCGCGCCAUCUCGGCGUUUGACCGCCACAACCGUGCCGCAGCCCUCGGCUUGUAUCAGCGCUGGUUGGGGUUUGACAGCCUGCUCCUGGACGACGACCGCCAAAUCGGCGAGUCCUGGCUGAACGGUAACGUCGCCACUUGUGCGCCGGGCGGCCUCUCCAGCCACCACCAGCGCCUGGUCCUCUCGCACAUUAACCUGUACCGAACUUGGGCCGGGCUUGCUUCCGUGACCCUCAACCUGGACAAAUCUCGUGACUGCCAAGCGGCUGCGCUCGUCGUGUCAGCUACCCGCAAAGCUGUCCACGAAUUGGAUUCAGAUGCCCCUUGCUAUUCCAAUCGCGCGGCCCUGGCUGCUCGCUACAGCAAUCUGGCGCUCAACGUGUACGGCACGCGCGCAGUCGACGCCUACAUGGACAAUUUUGGAGAGGGCCACGAGCGCGUUGGUCACCGCCGCUGGCUUCUUUAUCCCAACUUGGUCGAGGUGGGGCUCGGAGACAUUGCCCCACCCGCCAGCCAACCCCUCGUGGCGGCAGCCAACAGCCUGUGGGUCCUUGACGACUUUGCUACAACGGUUGCGCCCAGCGUGGUGACCUGGCCGCCAGAGGGUUAUGUGCCCUUUACCUUUCUUCCCAGCUCUGGGCGCUUUUCCGUCUCCAUCACCGAUGCGACCUUUGUCUUUGCGGAAAUCACCGUCACCCUGAACGGCGCCCCACUCAAGGUGGUUGAUUGGCGACAUGACGACUUUUACGGCGAUUCAGCCACCACCUUCCGCGUCAAACGCCUGCCCAAGCUGGCGGCAGGCGACGACGACGUGACCAUCACCGUGCACAUUGCCAAUAUUCUUAUGCGUUCGAGCUUGUUCAGCUUGGCCUACAAUUUUACUCUUUUCGAUCCCACCGGCAUCGUCGACCAACUGCCUGCAGAAUGUGACGAGCUCAUGGUGCAAGCCAUCCACGAGGGUACGAGCAUUGCCGGAGCUUAUGUGCGAGCCGGCACGACCGCUCAGCGCUCGUCAUGGGUCCGUCGAGACGGCAACAUGCAUCUUUUCUAUCAUGGCAAUGCCUGGGUCUUCUCGCCCGACGGCUACACCCGUUCGGUGAUUGUAAGCAUUCCCAGCCUGGCCUUCCACCCUCAUCUUAUUUCCGAGGCAGACGCCAUGGCCGUGCGCCUGGUAAACUUUAACGUCGCCUGUCAGGCCUCGUCAGACUGGGAGGCUACAGAAGAGCCGGCAACGGAAGAGCCCGACGAUGUCCACACGAGCCCUGAGGACUCGUCGUCGACCACGGCAGCUACCGCAGGCCCCGAUCCCUCGACCACUUUACCCCAGCGCCGAACAACGGCCACCACAGCCUCGACCACUGUGACGACGACGACGACCACGACGACGACCACCACCACUACCAUCACGGAGACUGACCACGACUUGACCUGUCAGCCUCAGGCCUGGGGCUACGCCAACGUUGCCUGUGGCCAGCAAGAUAGCUCGGGUACCGCGCCACGCCGUUUACGAGUGGCGUUUCAGGCCAAGGCCGUGUUGGCCGAGCCAGAGCUGCCCAGCUUGCGCUUGUGCCUCGCCGCUUGCAACGCGACAACCGCCUGCGGCGGCGUUUUUGCUUGGCGGGCCUCGUCUCAAGCCCCGCUGCUGCGCUGUCAGCUGCUCGAUGCAGCCCGCUUGGACGCGGAUUUGGAUGCGAAUACCCAGCUGCCCAAACUCAUUGGAACAAGUUCCAUCUCUGCCAGCUACCUGCCCUUGAGUUGGCUCAUGGCGCCAUCAACGACCGUCGAGGCAUCAACAAGCAGGCCGUCCACGACUGCCGUGCAGAUGCCCCUGCCCUGUCACGCUCAAGAUGGGUUUGAGCUGGUUGCCUGUGGGCCACAGCAAUCCGACGUUGCGCCGCAGCGCGUGCGGAGUGGCUUUGUGGCUUCCCACAUUCUGGACAAGCCGAGCGUGGUAGAUGUCCGCGAGUGUUUGUCCCUGUGCAACGCCAGCAAUGCUUGCGGCGGCGCGUUCAUCUGGCAGACAGACGUGACGGCCCACGUGCGCUGCCAUCUCUUGGCCCACGAGGGCCUGGACGGCGCAGACCUGGUUGCGACUGGGAAUCCAUCACUGAGCUUCGUCCGCCAGGUGGAUAGCCCACCCCUGGAUGCACUGGCGUGUGCCGUUGCGGAGAAUACCGAGGGUUAUCAACUCGUGGCCUGUGGCACGCAGACCAGCUCAUCCCCUGACACCUCUGUGCAUUCGCGGGCACGCUUGCGCUCAGGGUUCAACGAUGACGCCAUUGAAGCCAAGUUGGAGGUCGCCGCCCGAGCCGAUUGCUUGGCCGCCUGCCGCCUCUCAGCCACGUGUGCAGCCGUGUUUUUGUGGCAGGUCUCCCCGGCCAAUCCCCUGUAUCGCUGCCAUCUCUUGACUGCGAGUGCGCAGGAGGUCGUUGGCACGUCUUCAAGCUCGGUUAGCCUUUUGCGAAUCACGCACGACUUGCCGGCUUUUGCUACCGUCUUUGGGGAUUUGACAAGUCGCUUUGAGCUAAGCGCUGUGGGGGUGCAGACAUGGUCCCCGGGCACUGCCCCUGCUGCUUUGGCCAAUGGCUUUCGCUUUCGCUCUGGCUUUGGCACCUGGGCCUCGGGUACCGUGUUGCGCGAGCGUGUGGUGUUGUCUGUCAGCGCUUGUUUGCUGGAAUGUUUGGAUGACGAUGCCUGCGCGGCAGUCUUUAUGUGGACGCCGACGGCUUCAGCUUCGACCUAUUCCUGUCGCACGUUGGCGGAUCGUGGUGCCAACCUCGACCUAGUUUCCACAGGCAACCUCGCGCUGAGCUGGCGCCGCACAGCCGCUUAA